UCUUUCAUCAAUUCCCCCAGCUCAUUUUCCCAGCUCCUGUCCCACCGCUCGGACUGGUGAGGGCCCAGCGCUGGCUGAGCCAUGGGCUGGGGGCUCUGGGGGGUCCUGCUCACCUGGGCACUGCUGGCAUGGGUGACAGGGGCUGAGCAAUCCCAGGAAAUCUCGUCCCCUUCAGGGUUUGGAAUGUGCAGCAAGACCCUGAAGCUCUCAAGUCUGGAAGUUCUGCCGGGCGGGGGCUGGGAUAACCUCAGGAAUUUGGAUAUGGGCAGAGUCAUCAACCUGGGCUACUCGCAGUGCAAGACCACAGAAGAUGGAUCUUACCUCAUCCCAGACGAGGUCUUCACUAUCCCCCGCAAGCAGAGCAACCUGGACAUCAAUUCCGAGAUCAUCGAGUCCUGGAAGGAUUACCAGAGCAUCACCUCUGCCUCCAUCAACCUGGAGAUGUCCCUGUUCUCCGUCAUCAACGGCAAGUUCUCCAACGACUUCCACCGCACCAAAACCCACCAGGUGAGAGACCGGGCUGUCACCACCCGGGUGCAAGUCAGGAACUUGGUUUACACUGCCAAGAUUGACCCCGAGGCGGCCCUGGACACGGGCUUCAAGAAGCAGCUGCUGACCAUCGCCAGCCACCUGGAGAACAACCAGACCAGGAUGGCCGAUUUUCUGGCCGAGGUGCUGGUGCUCAACUACGGCACCCACACCAUCACCUCCGUGGAUGCGGGAGCCACCUUGGUGCAGGAGGACCAGAUCAAGGCUACUUUCCUGAAGGACAGCUGGGCCACACGGAGCAGUGUCACCGCCUCGGCCGGCGUGGCCUUCCACAACAUCGUCAAUGUGGGAACCAAGGAAUCCUUGGACGUCAGCUCCAGCUUCACCAAGCAGUACCUGGAGAACCGCACCAACUCCAGGGUGGAGAGCAUCGGCGGGACCCCCUUUUACCCGGGCAUCACCCUGAAGACGUGGCAGGAGAGGAUUCCAAACCAGCUGGUGGCCCUGGACCGCUCGGGGCUGCCCCUGUACUAUUUCAUCAAGCCGAGCACGUUGCCGGAGCUGCCGGCGCCCACGGUGCGCAGGCUGGCCCGGCGGGUGGAGCUCGCCAUCCGCCGCUACUACACCUUCAACACUGCCCCGGGCUGCACCGACGCCGCCUCGCCCAACUUCAACUUUUACGCCAACACCGAUGAUGGCUCCUGCGAGGGCACCAUGGCCAACUUCACCUUCGGGGGAGUCUUCCAGGAGUGCGUGGGCCUGGGCGGUCCCGACACCGGCGCACUGUGCCAGGCGUUGGAGCAGAGGAACCCCCUCACCGGGGCCUUCUCCUGCCCUGCCAACUACACCCCGGUGCUGCUGGGAAUGCAGGAGCGGGAGGAGGGUCACAGCCACCUGGAGUGCCACAACAAGUGCACCCUGGGCAUCUUCUGCCACCGCAAGUGCCAGGACGUCUUCUGGCUCUCCCGGGUGCAGUUCAGUGCCUACUGGUGCGCCGCAAGUGGGCCGGUGGCUCCAAACUCAGGAUACCUCUUUGGGGGACUGUUCAGCACCCACAGCGCCAACCCCAUCACCGGAGCCCAGUCCUGUCCCUCAGGGUUUUUCCCACUGAAGCUCUUUAGCGAGCUCAGAGUGUGCGUGAGCCAGGACUACGAGGAGGGGGCUGUGUAUGCGGUGCCCUUUGGGGGCUUCUUCAGCUGCCAGGCAGGGAACCCCCUGGCUGGGCAGCACCAGGGCACAGCUGAGGACCCCCUCACCAAGGGCUGUCCCCCGGGCUUCAGCCAGCACCUGGCACUGAUCAGCGACAGCUGCCAGGUGCAGUUCUGCGUGAAGGCGGGGAUCCUCACCGGGGGCUCGCUGCCGCCCGCCCGCCUGCCGCCCUUCACCCGGCCCCCCGCCAACCUGCCGGCCGUGGACACCCUGCUGGUUCGGGAUGGGGACAGCACCUGGGUCAGGGACGGCAUGAGCCACGUGUGGCGGCUGGCACGGCCCGAGGAGGUCCAGCACGUGGCCGAAAUGGUGCAGGGCCGGGGGCUGUCAGGGGGACAGGUGGCUGGAGUCACCGUGGCAGUGCUCGCGGGGCUGGCCACCGUCCUGGGGACAGCCUGGUACGGCCACCGGCGCUACAGGGCCAGGGACUACCAAAAGCUGGGCACAGGGGACAGCCUGGACCCUGCCAGCCCCGAGCACAGCACGGUGGUGAGCGUGGGUGAGGGGUACCAGCAAGAGGGAACCGAGGGGAUGGUGCCCUGAGUGCCCCAAAUCCCCAAACCCACGGGAAAAGGAGGGAGCAGAGGGGCCCCGGGGAGGGUUAUCUCCCAAAUCCUGCAUGCUGCAAGCUGCAAACCCCUGUCUCCAUGUAUAUCUAUCGGGAUAGAUAUACACACGCAUGCAGAGAGGCACGGAGCAGUUUUAUUUCAGCCAGCAACUCAUCGUGUAGUCAACAGAGCAUUAAAAAAAGGAAAAAAA
Molecule: messenger RNA, 2457 nt
Organism: Sturnus vulgaris (Common starling)
Lineage: Eukaryota; Metazoa; Chordata; Aves; Passeriformes; Sturnidae
Gene: MPEG1
Product: macrophage expressed 1
Biological process (GO): defense response to bacterium
Source: RefSeq, a predicted model, not a curated record